Messenger RNA from Anisakis simplex (herring worm), 228 nucleotides. The record is from the annotation of a GenBank genome assembly. Lineage: Eukaryota; Metazoa; Nematoda; Chromadorea; Rhabditida; Anisakidae.
GUGACAUCAUCGACGUCCGAUAACGACACAUCGCCUGUAACACCCAUACAAACGCCACAUCGUAAUGUGAUUGUACGCAAUGAGAAUGUUCGUAAAAAGAAGGAACUGGUCAAGGAUGAAGCUUACUGGGAGAGGAGGCGUAAAAAUAAUGAUGCGGCAAAGCGAAGUCGCGAUUCGAGACGUCAAAAGGUCUCGAUCAUCGCGAAAACCUUAAAUUCGAUCUCUUAA